AUGCAAGCCGGACAGGGAUGGGAUGGGAUGGAGAUGGAGAGGAGGAGUGGAAGCCAGGAAGGGGAGGGAGGGCAAGCCUUGCACUACCACAGGCUAAGAGACCAAGAAGGAGGGAGGCGGAGCUUGUCUGGUGGUAGGCGAAGGACGAAGCAAGUGACGAAGCUCGGAAGUAGCGAAGUCACUCGGAAGACGAAAACGGGAGAGACGGGGAGACGGGACGAGGAAGAAGACGAAGCCGACGAGGGAGAGAGUAGACGAAGAGAGAAAGGCCCUGCUCGUCCUCGCAUAAGUAGCUCCUUAGCCGGCUCGGCUACAAGAAGCACCUUAAGAGAAUAG
Nannizzia gypsea CBS 118893 is the source of this 336-nucleotide messenger RNA. RefSeq lists its product as hypothetical. Bases 1 to 336 code for a protein of 111 amino acids. The record is from RefSeq and is a predicted model, not a curated record. The transcript has 3 exons. NCBI's taxonomy places the organism in Eukaryota, Fungi, Ascomycota, Eurotiomycetes, Onygenales, Arthrodermataceae.